CAAAACCCUUCCCUCCUCAGAGACGUCAUCUUCUCCUCCUGUGUCCUCCCCUCCAUCUCCCUAUCCUCCCCUCGAGAAAAAAUAUUCAAAAGAAGGAAAAAAUUCAACUCCUCAGAAGAAUUUUGGAAGCUCUUGCUUCUAUCAGCUUGAGCUGAUCUGAAGCCAAAGCUUUUUCUUGGAGAUCAGAGAGAGAGUGAGAGAGAUAAUAUGACAGCUUUUCUAAGCCAAAGCCUUGGUCUAUCUCCAUCUCUGAAAGCAAUGGUCCAUCAUCAUGAAGAAGCCAGGGUGGUGGUCGGCGAAAAGCAAGGCAUCACCACCAUUCUUGGAUCUGAGCCUAAGCCUACCAUACCCACCUCUUCAUUGCGCCGGACUCUAUCCGCUGAUAUGUCCUCCAAGAAGUGGCUCUCCCAAAAUGGGUUGGUCUCCAAGAAUGCUCUUGCCCAUAUUGCAGACUCAUCUUCUUCCUCUGAAGAAGAUGAUGAAGAAGACAGCUAUGAGGAUAAGAGGAAGGAGAGUCGGGAUCUGGAGAAGUCGAGCCAGUUCGAUAUCUGGAGCUCGAUCAUAUCCCAGAAGCGCGAAGAGCCGUCCGUGCAGGCCCCGCCGCCGUAUGUUCACCCUCUGGUAAGGCGAUCUGCGAGUUCCUUGAGCGAGAAGAGCCUUGAGAUCUGCACGGAGAGCCUUGGCUCUGAGACAGGAUCCGACAGGUUCUCCUCGUGCCCAGCAUCAGAGAUGGGCGAUCUCCCGGACGAAGAUGACAAGGAGAGUGACACCGUGCUUCAAGAUCUGGCAAAGCUGCAAUCGCCGCAGGAAGAUCAAGAUCAACAGCUCCACUUCGCAAAGUACAGCAGUUACGCGGGGUUGGGCAAGAAAAGGCAUCAGCCAAAGUCUUUCCCUCCGCCGCUCCCUUGGCUCUCUCGCUCUGACGGGGCCUCGCUCCGCAUGCAAACCCAUAGGGACAAUGGGCGCUUGGUCCUCGAGGCCAUCUCGAUCCCUUCAGAGAAAAACUUCUGCGUGCAACGCCAGGAUGGCCGCCUCCUCCUCACCUUCAACAUGAACGGCGCUUUCAAGCAUGUCGCUGAUGGCAAUGAAGCAGCAGGAGAAGGCGAGGAGGAACAAGAGGAGGUAUUAGAACUCAACGAGGAAUUCUUGGGUUUCGGCGAGAGCGACAAGAAGCAAGAAGAAGUGGGAGAAGAUGAAGAAAUGGUAGAGGUGGAGGAGGAGGAAGAGGAGGAGGAGGAGGAGGAGGAGGACAAUGAAGAAGCUCCAUCAAAUAUAUUAGCCCGUGGGGAUGUGAAUAAUGUCCAUAAGAUCGCAAUUACGAUGAAAAAGAAGCCCAUGGAUUUAGCUAAUAGGAACACCGCAUGGCCUAACAAGUUUAGUGGUAAGGAGGACAAUGAAGAAGAUGACCCAAUCCUCCUUCCGCAGUCGCUUCCACUACUAGCUCAGGUGGCCCGAGUGGUCACUGAGCCGCCACCGCCGUCCUUCAAUGCUUAUGAGUACUUUUGGCGGACCAAAUCCACGGUUGCUAGCGCCGCUGUGACCACGAUAGUCAACCCAAUCUGUAGUGACCAACAACAAACCCUUGCCCUUAAAAGCUACUCGAACAAGUACAUCAUCACGAAGAGCUUUGUUUCGAAUGAUCAGCAACAUCAAGAACAAGAAGCAGAUUGUUGGGCCUCUGGGGUUAAAAGUUGCAAGGAAGGCAGGAGGUCUCUUCUGUUCUGGGAGCCCCAUUGCAUUGCCACAUCCUGAAAAACAUAAUUUGCAUCCUUCCUUUUGUUCCCCUUGGGACUCUGAUUUUCCCACUUUAUUUCUCUUCUCACAUCACAACUUUGUGCAGUCAAAUAAGAGAAGAAAGAAGAGAGAAAGGGCACUUUGGCUUUGAUUUCACGUAGAUCAGAGAGAAUCAUGUGAAUCAUGUGUCGUCAGUUAUAAUACAUAGCUUCUUUUUAUCAUGUUGUGUCCUUGUAUUAACUAGAAAGAUACAAAAGUCUUCAAACAAGAUCUUGAGAUCAAUCUUUGACUUCAAUAGAGACUUUCAAAUAUGUAGCUUGGCCCCUGAUUAUUAUGAUGUUCCUUUACUUUUGUGAUUAA
Molecule: messenger RNA, 2094 nt
Organism: Eucalyptus grandis
Lineage: Eukaryota; Viridiplantae; Streptophyta; Magnoliopsida; Myrtales; Myrtaceae
Product: protein FAF-like, chloroplastic
Exons: 2
Coding region: 208-1752 (514 amino acids)
Source: RefSeq, a predicted model, not a curated record